UAUAGGUGGAUGCGCGGUCUAAGACGAGCGGUGUGGGAGUGAAAUCUACGCAGCUUCGUCUCGGGACUGCUCUUUUUUUUUUUAAUCCCCCUCCUCCCCUGGUCUCUUUUUUUCAGAUUAUGUUUGUGGUGGUGACGGCAAAUAAGUGAAAGACUCAAUUGCUUACUGAGGUUUACAUCGAUUUCAUAAUAAGCCUGGGCAGUCGCAGCUUGUGUGGAAACCAGGCUAUGCAGUGAAACCAUCUGCUGGGCAGCCCAACUCUGUCAGGAGACUUGUCUGGUGUUUCUCAGCUUGAAGAAGAUCUACAGUCAUUACUGAUCCCUUUUCUUGGCGUUACCUUUUUGAAGUGAAGUUUACCUAGCUUUCUAGAGUGAGCUUUCUUUUCAGACAUCUCUAACGUUUGAUCCGUAAUAGACAAGCUAUAGCUCAGCAAUGUCCAAGUCAUUCCACCAGUCAUCUCUAAGUAGGGAUUCACAAGGUCAUGGGCGUGACCUCUCUGCAGGAAUAGGCCUUCUUGCUGCUGCUACCCAGUCUUUAAAUGUGCCAGCAUCUCUUGGAAGGAUGAACCACCAGGGUACUGCGCGCCUUGCUAGCUUAAUGAAUCUUGGAAUGAGUUCUUCAUUGAAUCAACAAGGAUCUCAUAGUGCACUGUCUUCUGCUAGUGCAUCUUCCCAUGCCUUACAGUCUAUAUUUAACAUUGGAAGUAGAGGCCCACUCUCUCUGUCUUCUCAGCACCGUGGAGAUGCAGAGCAGGCCACUAACAUUCUGGCCAGCUUUGGUCUGUCUGCUAGAGACUUAGAUGAACUGAGUCGUUAUCCUGAGGACAAGAUCACUCCUGAAAACUUGCCUCAAAUACUUCUGCAACUUAAAAGGAGGAGAGCUGAAGAAGGCCCUUCACUGAGUUAUACUAGAGAUGGCAGAUCAGCUGCACGGGAGCCACCAUACAGAGUUCCUAGGGAUGAUUGGGAAGAGAAAAGGCAUUUUAGAAGAGAUAGCUUUGACGAUCGUAGUUCUAGUCUCAACCGAGUGGUUGACUAUGAUCAUGGAAGUCGAUCUCAAGAAUCUGUUUAUUAUGACAGAAUGGAUUAUGAAGAUGACAGAUUAAGAGAUGGAGAGAGGUGUAGGGAUGACUCUUAUUAUGGCGAAACUUCGCAUAAGUAUCGUAAAUUUGACAGUGAGUAUGAGAGAAUUGGUCGUGGCCCUGAGAGAUCUCUCUUUGAGAAAAAAAGAGGUGCUCCUCCAGAUAGCAAUAUUGAAGACUUCCAUGGACUCUUACCGAAGGGUUAUCCCCAUCUGUGCUCUAUCUGUGAUAUGCCUGUUCAUUCUAAUAAGGAGUGGAACCAGCAUAUAAAUGGAGCAACACACAGUCGACGUUGUCAACUACUCCUCGAAAUAUAUCCUGAAUGGAACCCUGAGAGUGAUUCUGGACAUGGAAUGGGUGAUCCAUUUAUGUUGCAAUCAACAAAUCCAGCCCCAGGAAUUUUGGGACCACCUCCACCUCCAUUUCAUCUCGGAGGGCCACCAGUUGGGUCAAGAGGGUCUGGAAAUGGAAGUAUGCAAGGACCAAGACACAUGCAUAAGGGCAGAGUGGAAACGAGCAGAGUUGUGCACAUCAUGGACUUUCAGAGAGGGAAAAACCUGAGAUACCAGCUGUUGCAGCUUGUUGAACCAUUUGGAAUUAUCACAAAUCACCUAAUAUUGAACAAAAUUAAUGAAGCAUUUAUUGAAAUGGGUACCACUGAAGAUGCACAAGCUGCUGUAGAGUAUUAUUCAUCAGCACCAGCCUUAGUGUUUGGUAAACCCGUGAGAGUCCAUUUAUCACAGAAAUAUAAAAGAAUAAAGAAACCAGAAGCGAAGCCUGACCAAAAAUUUGAGCCUCCAAAACAAGAACUUGGUCGUGUGAUCCAUCUCAGUAAUUUGCCGCAUUCAGGCUAUUCUGACAAUGCUGUACUUAAACUAGCUGAGCCCUAUGGAAAAAUAAAGAACUACAUACUGAUGAGAAUGAAAAGUCAGGCUUUCAUAGAAAUGGAGACUAGAGAAGAUGCUGAAGCAAUGAUGGAGCAUUGUUCCAACAAAGCCCUUUGGUUCCAAGGGAGAUGUGUGAAAGUGGAUUUGUCCGAAAAAUACAAGAAAUUAAUAUUAAGGAUUCCCAACAAAGGAGUAGAUUUGUCAAAGAAAGAUAAACCAAGAAAGAGAGGUCUUUCUCCAGAUAGCAAAGACUCCGGAAGUGAGAAAAAAUGUAAGACUGACGAUAACGAGAAAUUGGAAAGCAAUAGUACUGAAGAUAAAGAAGAGAAGACUGACGAGGGAGAGGGGUUAGAUGCAAAAGACAGUGAGCAGGCAGACCAAGAGGAAUCAAAUGCACUCCUUGAAUCUGAAGAUGAGCUGUUAGUCGACGAUGAAGAAGCAGCAGCAUUACUAGAGAGUGGCAGCUCAGCAGCAGAAGAUACUGACGUGGCCAACUUGGGUGAUGUGGCAACUGAAGAAAAGGAGGCGGUUGAUGAUGAUUCCACAGCAAAAACUGAAGAGAACAGUUCAGCUACUUCAACAGCCAAAAAACUCAAAAAGCGACAUGUUGGUGGAUUUCCAAGAAGCAUGGAAGGUUUUGUCACUCUCGAUGAAGUUGGUGAUGAGGAAGAUUCUGAGCACCAGAAACAACGUAAAUCUGGCAUAGUUAAACCUGCUGUAAAAGCUGAGGACAGUAUAACUGAAACUAAGGCUGUAAGAACAGAGGAAAUGGAGCAGGAAAAUGAGGCUUUGGAAAAUGGCGCCAAAACAGAGAACUUGAAAUUGGAACCAUCUGAAGCGACUGACAGCAGUGCGACCCAAGAAGGAGAGAAAAAGGAAAACACUGAUGCGCAAGAAACUGUCCAUGAAAAACGUACCACCUCAGAUGAACUUAGAAUUGGGCCAUAUCAGCCAAAUGUUCCUGUUGGUGUGAGCUUUGUGGUGCCCAGAACUGGGUUUUACUGCAAAUUGUGUUCCUUAUUCUACACUAAUGAAGAUGCUGCAAAAAAGGUCCACUGCAGCAGCCUUGCACACUAUCAAAAGUUGAAGAAACGCAUGGACAAAAUGGCUGAAGACCCAAGACAGAAAAAAGAGGCUUAAAUGUAGGGGGGAAUGACUUGAGGAUUUAAGGAAAAAUGGUUUUAUUUUUAAUGUUAAUCUCAAUACAGUAAAAUUGGGGAAACGCUAUACUACAUAGAUUUUAGUGGAAUCAAAUAGAAGUAUAAUUCUGUUUGUGUGUUUCAUGUUAUGGCAAUACCUUGCAUUGUCAAAGCUUUUAUUAUUUUUAAAAAAAACCAAUUGGGAUGAAAACACAGAAUUUCUGUGCAGAUUGAUGCUUGAAGCUACUGAAGAACUGUUACAGCAUUUUGAAGACCAGAGAUAAUUUUAUCAGCAUUAUUCUUUUUCAGGCUUCGAAGAGCAUCUCUUUAAUGUUGGUUCGGUUCAGUUAAAUAUAAACAGGUUGUUCUUUUUCUCCUCUGGAACAUUCCAGUUCAAGUCCAGCUGAUAACUAUUUUCAAGGGACUUUUCAUGAUUUCAUUUCACUUUUCAGAAUCUCUAUUAAAAUUUAUGUGGUUUUUAAAAACGAUUAACACUUUCUUUUAGUAUCAGUGUAUUAGGUAGUGAAUAGGAAAACUGAUAGCCAGCUUUAAAAAAAAUGAGUGUUUCCCUCAGUCCUCAUUUUUCUGUCCUACUCUAGCAGAAAGUAAAUUCUUCUGACCAGUAUUAUUUUUUCUGAACUGUUGCUUGCGACUUGAAUUUAGUAAUUUUUCAUACAUCAGUAUAAGCAAAAGCAACAUUUGAACCAUAAAUUGUAAAUAGUUAACCCUUUUUUAUGUUUGUACUUCAACUCUGAUCCUAGACCGGGUUACUAAGGUGUCACUGAAAUCAGUGGGACUCACUUCAAAGUAACAUGUUUAGAAUUGGGGCAUACAUCUUCAAAUUGGUUUCAUCCUAGGAUUGUGAUCUUGAUGUAUCUUCACGUAGCUGAUGUGAAUGGAAGUUUGCGUGUAAAAUCUGUUUUCAUGUUUUAUUAAUCAUUUAUCAGCUUACAUAUAUGUGGAUUCAGGUUAUUAUAAUGUCAAACCAAUAAACCAAACCAGUCAAGAGUAAA
This is a messenger RNA of Elgaria multicarinata webbii, 4120 nucleotides long. RefSeq names its product matrin 3 (gene MATR3). Gene Ontology annotation, molecular function: zinc ion binding; RNA binding. Bases 433 to 3108 code for a protein of 891 amino acids. The record is from RefSeq and is a predicted model, not a curated record. Gene Ontology annotation, cellular component: nucleus. NCBI's taxonomy places the organism in Eukaryota, Metazoa, Chordata, Lepidosauria, Squamata, Anguidae. The transcript has 16 exons.